Molecule: messenger RNA, 2376 nt
Organism: Paramormyrops kingsleyae
Lineage: Eukaryota; Metazoa; Chordata; Actinopteri; Osteoglossiformes; Mormyridae
Molecular function (GO): DNA binding
Source: RefSeq, a predicted model, not a curated record
AUGAAGCAUAGAGGGGAAAAUAAUAAGAGAGACAGCGAGAUUGAGGAAUUGAAGCGCCAAGUCACAGAGCUUCAAUCCCGCCUUGAUGAAUUUGAAGGGGAGAAUUUGGACAAAUCAGGCCCCAGCCAAGCAACACAUAAGCUCUUCUUUAUUGAUAAAAUACUUCCAGAUUUUCAGGAGUCCCUAUUUCGUGUUGGUGCCGACAAGAAAAAAGGUGAAAACAAGAAGCAGGAACUGGGUUACAUAAAGAGCUUCAUUCAGUUUAUGUGGGGCUCUUCAUCUGACACAGCACCUGCUCACUUGAAAUUCCUGAAUGAACCAAGCAAAUUAAAUGAUUGGGUGAAGGUUUUGACAGAAAAAUUUAAAGUCACGACCUGCAAAAAUUAUCUCAUUUCCGUUUGCAAGUUUUUUGAAUUUCUAAUUGAGAGACGGCCAAGCUCUGUACGGCUUGGCCAAAAAAUUUUAGAGGGUCUGUUGAGGCAUUUAAAAAUGCAGAAACAUUCCCUAGCAAAAAAGAUAGUAGGGCACCGGCAACAUGUUAAAGAGCUCAAAACAAGGAAGAUGCCUACCAGAAACGACCUGCGUGAGCUAAUCACGACACUACGGGGCCGAAUUCCAGAAUUUCUUGAUGAACUAUCUGAAGACCCCAGUUGCAUAAACACAAGAAACGAGGCAAUAGGCGCACUGGCAACGUAUAUAUUUAUCUGUACUGGGCACCGUGUGAGUGUGCUCGUAAACCUCACACUAACUGAAUUUAAUGAGUGCCAGGAGAUAGAUAAUCUAUAUGUCAUCAACGUGUCCAGCCACAAGACGUCUGGAUCAUUCGGGAGGGCAAAAAUUGCCCUCAACAACAGGGAGUACUUGUGGAUGCAGCAGUUUGUGCAAAUGAGACGAAGACUAUCAGGAUACCACCACAAUCCAGGGACAUUUUUCUUUUCCUCCUCCGGAGAGCCACUAAAAAAGCUCUGCGAGCUUGUGAGAAAAACAUGCCUGGAUUGUGGGAUGUGCAGGGGCUUCAGCGUCACAGAGAUUCGCUCUGCCGUUGCGACCUGUGCACAGAGAAACCUACCUGAUGACCAGCGCAGACUAGUGGCCCAAAUUAUGUGUCACAGUCUUACAACAGCAGAUAAGUUUUAUGUCGCCGAACUGGAAGUGAACGAUCUGCAACGGGGUCGUGCUUUUGUGAAUGAGGCCUUAGGUAUUGGUAAAAGUAAGGCAUUGAAAACCAGUACACCUUACAAGAGGCUGAGACCCCAGGUGUUGUCUUCUGAUGACGAUGACCAGGAGGGGGCAGUUGGUGUUUCGCCAGUCCUACUGCCCAGUCACAUUUUGGAGGAAGACCCUGCAUGUGAACCUCAGCAAGAAACAGAUAGUAUUGUCUACAUACCUGUUGAUUUUGGGGAAGAAGUGGUUGAGGUGACACAAGAAGAGGGAGAAGGGGAGGAAGAUCUAGAGGAAAUGGAGAAUGAUGAGGAGGAAGGUGGUGAAAAUGAGGAAGAUCUAGAGGAAAUGGAGAAAGAUGAUGAGGAAGGUGGUGAAAAUGAGGAAGAAGAUCUAGAGGAAAUGGAGAAAGAUGAGGAAGGUGGUGAAAAUGAGGAGGAAGAGAACAUUGAUUUCAACUUUGUUUUGGACGAUGACGAGGAAGAGGAAGAUAGCCCAAAGGUUCUCAGUCCACUUCCGAAAUAUGUUGAGGACAUAGAUGGAAGGAGAUUAAGAUGUAGAAGACGGCUUGUAUAUCCUGAAUCACUAAAGGCCAUGGUGAGGGAGAAAUUUAGCAGUUAUUGGAAUCAGAAAAUUACGACACAAAUCAUAAACAGUACUUUGAUGAAAAACACCCAGUUGCUACUAUCAUGCAAAGUAUUACGGUUGACCAUUGACAACUUUAGGAGCUUAGUCCAGCUCCUGCAACGACAAGAUGCAAUGACCAUGAGCGAUGAUGAUUAAGAUGUCUCCAGAACUCUUAAGUGGCAGUAGGUGUUUCAAUUAAAAAAAAACUUUUGUUUUAAAGUAAAGGUGGCAUUAUUUUGAUUAAGAAACAGAUUUGUAUUGUUUAAAUAAAAACUUUUGUUAAAUUUAAUAAAACUUGUUAUUUUAAAGCAAAGGUGGCAUUGUUUUGACCUAGAAAAUUGAUUUAUUAAAAUAAGGACUUUUGUACCUAAAUUUUAAAAACCUGCAUUUCUGUUUAAAGCCAAGCUGCCGUCAUUUUGAUUUGAGAACAGACAUCUUUUGUUUAAAUAAAGGCUAUUUUUGUUAAAUGUACAAAACUGCUAUUCCUGUUUAAUGUCAAGCUGCCAUCAUUUUUAUUUGAGAACAGAUUUCCUUAGUUUAAAUAAAGGCUAUUUUUCUUAAAUGUACAAAACUACUAUUUUGUUUAAA